Molecule: messenger RNA, 2372 nt
Organism: Phragmites australis (common reed)
Lineage: Eukaryota; Viridiplantae; Streptophyta; Magnoliopsida; Poales; Poaceae
Product: U-box domain-containing protein 25-like
Exons: 1
Coding region: 855-1898 (347 amino acids)
Source: RefSeq, a predicted model, not a curated record
GAAUAAUAUAAGAUGGAAUAGGAUAGUUGUUAGAGAAAAAAAAAUAGAAAAUACUAUAUUAUAGGUGAUCUUAUGCGUACGUGGCUGUUCCACAAAAGUGCUUCUCCUACUCCAAUAAUGCAGCUGGCGAUCGAUGGAUGUGCCAAUCAGCAACUGCCCCGCGCGCGAGUUAAUUGGCUGUUGCCGCGCAGUGCGGCCGUACGCCCGCGCAGGCACGGAUCGCUAUCGCGGCCGCAGCAGCCGCAGCGUCUGAGACGGCGCGAAUCCGCCACCACUCCCUCCUCUGCCGUCCCCAUCUUGCUGCAAGAUUCAUUUCAUUUCAGCCCCAGCGAGGCAUCAAUCAACGGGAAAGAGAAAGGCAGCGAGGAUUGCAGCUGCGUCGCAACUCGCAAGGACGGAGCCGCACAUGCCAUGGGGAUGCUUGCGCCAUAUGGUACCCUGACCCGGGCUGCAGCCUUGCCGAUCGCUUUGCUUGUCCCCUUUUGAUCCCAGUAAAACGUUACUGCCAUGCCAUGGUUAGCUUAACACCGUGCAGCCCCGCGGUCUUCCUCCUCUUUUUACUGCGCCGGUAACGCCACCCCCUCCGGCCUCCGUACACGUGCUGUGCUAGCUACUUAAGCAAGCCAUGAGCGGGCACAGCGGCAGCGGCAGCGGCAGCUCAGCUUGCGUGGCUGCGCAGGAUCCGCUCGACAGAGCGCGCGGGUAGUCAGUCACUCACAGCACCAGCAUUCAAUUAACUCGGGCCACCACCACCGCGGCUUGCCACCUCCAUAUCAACCAGCUCUGAGCUUGUCACUCUGCUCUGCGGCGUUCCUUUUGUGCGCGCAGCUCGAUCAGCUCGGCGCCGUCGUGAGAUGAGCCGUGCGCAGACGGGCGGGGGCGGGGGCGCGGGCGGGGGCGGCGCGGCGAGGCUCAAGGCGUCGCCGCGGGCGCUCUUCUCCUGCGGCAUCUUCAGCACCUGCACCCACCCGGCGCUCAGCCCGACGGCGACUCCCAACAACAAUGCGGUGCCGGGGAGCAGUACUGUCAAGGCUGGUGGCUCGACCACGCCCUGCGCCGAGGCUUCCGCAUCGCCGGUGCUGGAGGCGGCGGCGACGCCACCGCCUCCGCAGCAGCGGCAUCAGCGGAUGCAGAGGAAUGUCGGGCCGUCGGCGUCGUCGUCUUCGUCCUCGUCGUCGGCGUCGCAGAGCUUCACGCAGUGGAGGCUGCCGGUGCACCACCCGCCGCAGGCGUCCGCGUCCGCGUCGGCGUGUGGGGGAGAAGCCGGGGACGCGCUGUUGAGCGCGGAGGAGAAGUUCGCGGCGGGGGAGGUGGUGUCGGCGCUGCGGACGGUGGAGAGGGAGAUGGAGGCCGCGGCGAGGGCGGUGCCGGCGGGGGUCGUGGCCGGAGUGGUGGCCGCGGUGCGGGGGCCGGCGACGGCGAGGCUGGCGGCGAAGGUGCUGCUGGUCGUGCUGCUGGAGGAGAGGAACAGGGAGACGGCGGUGGAGGCGGGUGCAGCGUCGGCCGCCGUGGAGGCGGUGGCGGCGUCCGGGCCGGCGGGGGCCACGGCAGAGCGCGCGCUGGCCGCGCUGGAGCUUCUGUGCACAGCCCCCGGCGGCGCCGUGGCGGUGCGGAGGGAGGCCCUUGCGGCGCCCGUGCUGGCACGGGCGGUCGAGGGGAUGGCCGGCCGCGGUCGGGAGUGCGCCAUCGGCGUCCUGGCAGCCAUUUACGGCGGCGGCGGCGGCGGCGGCAUCGAGGACGGGUCAUCGCCGCCCCCGCCGGAUGUAGUGAAGGCGGUGGUGGCGGCGAUGCAGGGGGAGUGCAGCGCGCGAGGACGGCGCAAGGGCGCUCAGCUGCUGCGCGCGCUGCAGGAGGGCGGCCGCCUGGGACUCGCGUGGGACGGCGUCGGCGACCACUGACACGCGGGCCGCGUCUGCCAGCCUCCCAACCUGACGCAUAGAUCUCAAGUGUGCUCUCCGCUUACACGCGGGCCCCUGUGGCAGUGACCAAUUAGGUGGUUGCACUGCGGCCGAGACCACUGAAGCGUGGGCCCGCGUGAGGACGUGAAGGAGCAGUGACUUGGCUUUGGUUCAGCGAUCAUGCUCAGGGAAACGGUCGGUUGGGUGAUUGAUUUGUGGUCACCUUUUGCAGCCUGUGAUUUGUACCAUCUUUCUCGUGAAAAUUUAUGGCUCGCAUGACGCAUCUGGCACCCACUCUUCUCUUCGUUUGUUGCUAGUAGGUCGCAUGAAAGUUUAUCUGUAGAGUCCGCUCCAGAUUAGCUCCAAACAGAGGCUCAUUUAACUCUCGACAAAAGUCAUCAUUUGCAUAACGCUCUCUGCAAAUAUGUUGAGAUCAUAGUAUCCCCACACCCCAUAGUUGUUCCUCCUGUUCCU